CUCCCCUCCGCAUGACACAUGAUGGGUGACAUAUUUCCAAAAUUGCUGCAUGGCCGCAGGUCAAAAUACAUUUCUGCUAAUGGUUUAAAUAUCACAGACAGUGUCUGAUGUGUUUCAUGUUUAUAUUUUAUAAAAUGAGUCGUUUCCAUACAGUUCAAUCUGAUAAACCACUAUUGGAUUCUGAACAUAUCAUUUUUUUCCCUCCCAAACGUUUAGCAUUUGUGUUUUUAGCGUUUUAGGUGGUGAACACAAUGAAGCGUGAGGGCCUCAAAGCCCUACAAACGUUUGUAUUUGAGACUGCACUAGGGCUGAAAGAUUUGGGAAAAUACCGGUAAUCGAAUUGCGACUAUUUAACCAAUAUUGCGAUUGCGAUGUAAUAUGCGAUUUAUUUUUUAAAUGUUUUAGGUUCCUUAUGUUCUGUAUUAUUCACAAAAAAUGCAAUAAAUCAUUCUUGAGUAUGACCAACACAACAUUGGAGGCAGUCACCAUAUAAACUGCUUUUUCCUUUAGGCCAGGCCCAUGUGUUGAGAUUAAUAGAUUUUUUUUUUUUCUUUAUUUAACUAUUGAAUUGUAAAAUAAAUAUAAAUCUUACUGACCUCCAGUCAGCAACAAAUCACACAAAAAAAUUAUAUAUAUAUAUAUUUGGAAAAUAUACGUUUUUUUUUCCUUUCAAUCGCAGCCUUUGCGAUUGCAUAUCGCGUUCUAUUCGUUCUAUUCUAUACAUCGCAAUUGAAUUUGAUUAAUCAUUCAGCCCUAGACUGCACCGAGUAGCCUUGGAAGUGGUGUUCAUCAGCUGUCCUUAAGCAGGUUGUUUAAACAUAACCUAAUAUGUAUGCAGUGUAAAACAAAACGAGACUCAUAAUCAUUUAUGAUUUAUAUCGCAGGCAAGUACGUGUUCAGAGGAUGGGCAGCAGUCACUGUGCAUUUGUUAAAUAAAGAUAAAGACACGCAACUUUCUUCAAUCCAUUGGUUAUACGUUGAUGUUCAGUUUCGGAUUGCAAAGUUUCGAUCCCAUGAUCGAAACUUUGGUCAAACCUCGCAAAUGUGUUGUAUAUUAAUCGCCUAUGUAUGUAUUAGUUCCUGUUUGCCAGCCGGUGUGGUUGGCAGCCUUGUAUGCCAUGCUGACUUCCUGCUGCGCAGGCCACACAGAAAGUCCCCCAGUGAAUCAAAUAGAUUCAGCGUUGUGAUAAUAACCAGGCAGCGUGUGAUUACACCCCCGCAGGACACGGAUAUGGUUGACACACUGUCAACGCUACACAGGGAUAUGAACACCACGUGAAGAGUUUAUGUCUUCAAAUGAUCACUGUGAUUGAGUGUCUUUCAAUGCUCACCUGCAAACCGUCCAAUGGUCAAAACACUUUGGACUUUGAUGUUUAAAGUCGAGGCUAUUUUGACAGUCCGCACUAUUUGUGCCAGUAGAUACUAUCCAUUCUUCUAUUCUUGUCGUAGUUCCCCUAUUCAACCAGAGAUUUAUUUAUUUUUUUACGAUUUUUGAGUGCUGAUAUGAUUCUGUAAAUAUUGCGGGACGAUGUACAAUAAGUAGUGUGGUUUACGGUUGGGGUAGAUGGUUCUAUAGGUCUGUAACCAUCCCAGGCUGCACUAAUUUGAGUUAGACACUUGGGUCCUGGGUCGUUUACUGAUCCGGGCCUGAUAAGUGAUUCAUCCUACGAACGCUCCACAGCAUACCCUAACGCAAAUCUUUUCCUCCCCAAGAUUGACUUGGUUAACUCGCCUGACCAAACGCACCACAGCGUUGUUGUUAAUUACAUUUUUACCACCUGAUGAGUUUAAGCAUACUCUAUUCUUGGACAGGGUAUGCUACCAGGCCCCUCUUUCAUACAUUCCUGAGAUACACACUCUCCCACACACAAUUAAUCAUACAAACACCAAGUUGUCCUCACGAGGAAGGUCCACAACAACUAGGCCGGGGAAAAUCAAGGAGGCAAAAGGACAUGUGCUGAACAUGCAUGUUUCUUUCAAUCCAAUUUGAGAAACGACAGUGUUCCUUGUUUACCUCCCAAUUUGACUGCUUACCGCAGUUACUACAUUUAUUUUAAAAAUUAAGUUUGAACUAGAAAUUAACGCUUAUGUUGUGAAAGGUUUCCGACUUAAAUGGUUUAUGUUGUACUAGUGCAAUAUCACUUGUAUACUUAUAACCCAUUUGGCCGGCCAGUUUAAGCACUUAAAGCCCUUUAGCUCUGAUGUACUCUUUGCGUAGUUAGUACAGUACAGUUAGGCUUUGUAGGGCAGUAUAGUGGGGGGUCAUUACACAGUCCUGUGACCAUCAUGUUUGUAAAAGCCCCUCCCUCCCUCUCGGACCUCUCACUCUACUCUACUUGUAUGUUUUAAUUUGUUAACCUCAAUGUUGUGGGUUCAUCCAUGUGGUCAUCUUUUUUUGUUGAUUCUUAUACUUCGUAUUUGCGCUUUUAUUUACAGACGAUUUGAAAUGUUACUUUAUUUAGAAUUGGUGUUUGUCACCUGGGCAAACUACCUCAAAUAAAUGUUAUAGUUUAAAGAUAAUUUAACCUCAUACAUAUGUUUAUUAUCAUGCCUGUAUUAUAUCUGUUAAAGUUGAGUUAAGUUAAUACGGAGACAAUCCAUUUUUAAGUCUAUACAGUUUGAGUUACUUUUUGAAAGCUUGCUCAAAGAGAUUCGAAUUAACGACUCAAAUGCUGCCAUCAAAGUUUUUUUAAGGUUCAGAAAGUUUGGAAAGUUAUAGAAGCAAAGCUCUGGUGACGCAGGCUGAUUUUCCAGUCUGUACAAAGUUGUUGUUUUUUUCAGCCGUCUGCCACCGGCUUGGUUGAUCAAACCUGAUGAAAACAGGAUCAGAACCACCUGAUCCCUACUGGGACUGGAGAGUCCCAGGAGAGAUCUGACCCAGCCAGUGAACCAAACACAACGGCGGUCAAAAAGUCUGCCAGUCCCAACCAUAGUUGCAGCAUCCCCUUGAGUGAAAUCUCUCAUGCGGUUUGAUGCAACGUUAAAGCAGAAAUCCGGUGUUAAUUGUAUCUGGGAUAUGUUUAAUAUGAUAACGAGUUGGGAUGUUUGUUUGGAGGCAAAAAGGCGCAUGUAGUCGCAUUCUUGAGUUGGCUGUUUUUAAACGAUUCUACCAAAACGCUAUAAACCUGGAAUGAUGGGGGCAUGUGUUACAAAAUCGCUACUGAUGGUAUUGUGUGUAUAAAAUGUCCAUUUUAAUAAAUAAAAAAACGGUACUUAUAAAGUUAUAAAUGCCUCUUUUUAUAUGUUAAGACCCUUAUUGUACCAUCAAAGAAGUGUUGGGCUACUUCUAGACUUUUAAGUGGUUUAAAAUAGCGAUUUAGUUUUUACCAUAACACAUGCCCCCAUCGUUACAAGUUUAAAGCGUUUUUGUAGAAUCUGCUAAAAACAGCCAACUUAGAAUGCGUCUUGCGCUUUUUUGCUCAAACUAACAUUCCAACUCGUUAUCAUACUAAACAUAUCCCAGAUCCAUUUUAAACUGUAUUUCUCCUUUAACGUACAGGUUAGGUAACGUUGCUCCAUUGAGGACUGAUGGUAGGCUUCAAGGCGUCAAUUCAAAUCAAUAUUGUCAAAUUCCGGUCAAGGUUUCCAUGUUAUUGUGAUGGAAAGGCUGAUCGAGUUUGCCUAUACUGCCAGCAUCUCUGUGGGGGAGAAGUGUGUGAUCCACAUCAUGAACGGUGCGGUCAUGUACCAGAUCGACAGCGUGGUCAAGGCCUGCUGCGACUUCCUGGUGCAGCAGCUGGACCCCAGCAACGCCAUCGGCAUCGCCAACUUUGCCGAGCAGAUCAGCUGCACGGAGCUGCACCAGAAGGCCAGGGAGUACAUCUAUAUGAAUUUCAGCCAGGUGGCCACCCAGGAGGAGUUCUUCAACCUGUCCCACUGCCAGCUGGUCACCCUCAUCAGCCGGGACGAGCUCAACGUGCGCUGCGAGUCGGAGGUGUUCCACGCGUGCGUGGCGUGGGUGCGCUAUGACCAGGAGAACCGCCGGCCCUACGUGCAGGCCCUGCUGCAGGCCGUGCGCUGCCACUCCCUCACCCCCAACUUCCUGCAGACCCAGCUGCAGUCCCUGGACUGGGACUGGGACCCGCAGUGCAAGGACUACCUGGCCCAGAUCUUUCAGGACCUCACCCUCCACAAGCCCACCAAGCUCAACUCCUGCCGGACCCCCAAGGUGCCGCAGCUCAUCUACACGGCGGGGGGCUACUUCAGGCAGUCGCUCAGCUACCUGGAGGCGUACAACCCCUGCACGGGGGCGUGGCUGCGGCUGGCGGACCUGCAGGUGCCCCGCAGCGGGCUGGCGGCGUGCGUCAUCAGCGGGCUGUUCUACGCCGUGGGCGGCCGGAACAACGCGCCCGACGGCAACAUGGACUCCAACACGCUGGACUGCUACAACCCCAUGAACAACUGCUGGCUGCCCUGUGCGCCCAUGAGCGUGCCCCGCAACCGCAUCGGCGUGGGCGUGAUCGACGGGCUGAUCUACGCCGUGGGCGGGUCCCACGGCUGCAUCCACCACAACAGCGUGGAGAGGUAUGACCCUGAGAGGGACCAGUGGCAGCUGGUGGCACCGAUGAUGUCGCGGCGCAUCGGGGUGGGCGUCACGGUCAUCAACAGGCUGCUGUACGCCGUCGGGGGCUUCGACGGCACCCACCGCCUCAGCUCCUCAGAGUGCUACGACCCCGACCGGGACGAGUGGAGUCCCAUGUCCUCGAUGCACACGGUCCGCUCCGGAGCAGGUGUGUGCGCGCUGGGCAACCGCAUCUACGUGAUGGGCGGCUACGACGGCACCAACCAGCUGAACACGGUGGAGUGCUACGAGGUGGAGACGGACAGCUGGAGCCUCGCUGCGUCCAUGAGGCACCGACGUAGCGCGCUCGGGGUCACCGCGCACCACGGACGCAUCUACGUCCUGGGCGGCUACGACGGCAACACGUUCCUGGACAGCGUGGAGCGCUACGACCCUGAGACGGACUCUUGGUCCGAGGUCACCCUAAUGACCUCCGGGCGCAGCGGGGUGGGUGUGGCCGUCACCAUGGAGCCCUGCCAGAAGGACCUCCAGACGUGUCCGCGAGCGGAGCGUGACGGGGGCUCGGCGUCCCCGCCCGUUCACCACCCCCCCUCCUCCUCCUCCUCUUCUUCCGCCUCCUCCACGUCGUCCUCUUCCUCCCAGAGACACAGCGACCUCCCUGAGAGGAACACGUGAGGGCAGGGGGGGGCGGUCUUCUCCUGGAGCUCCUGUCUCAUCUCUUUCUCAGUCUUCCUCCACCAAAAACCUGCAAAAAACAAACAAUCACAGAUGUGCUGGAUCGGCCUCCUCACCUUUAAUCUGGGUGAGGAUUUACAGUAAAAAAAGAUUCUAUACAGUGUCUCUUUGUUUAGUUUUUUGGACCAAUUUGUCAUUUAAUGGUAAACAGUUCAGUGGGAAUCGGCCACAGAACAAUUUGUGUGUGUGUGUGCGUGUGUGUGUGAUUGGACCAAUGACUCCCCUGUUUUACCUAAUGGGAGAGAGGGCUGUGUGCUCUGAAGGGCCAUUCAUUGGCUCAGGGCUGCACCAACAGCCAAGAAUUCAUUUUAUAUUUCACAACCAGCUGUGCGUAAAAACCAAAAUACAUGGAGGAAAACUAUUUCAUAAAAUCUAUUAUUUAUAAGGAGGGUGAGAUGGGGGAUCCAUGAUAUCAUUAAGUUAGUAUCAGACAGCACAAAGCCGUUUUCCACGGCUGUAGGCUUCACUAGUCUUCAGAUUUUGUUUCUUUGGGGUGCCGGACUUGGAUCCUGCCUGGAACCCUGUAUUCUGAUUAGUGGAAAAACAGUGUACGAAAAUCCUAAAUCUCUGGCCCUAUCAAAAUGACGUCACAGGCUUUUUUUAAGCAAAAGGAAAUCUGUUGCGUUUUUUUCAAAGUUUUGCAUCCACACGCCAAGGUUUUCAAACUAUCCUCGUCAACAAGGAAACGCAACAAUUACAAUUAGGGCAUUUGGCAGACGCUUUUAUCCAAAGCGACUUACAUCGGUUAAUACACACCGACAGCAGAGUCAACCAUGCAAGGCGACAGCCAGCUCGUCAGGAGCAGUUAGGGUUAAGUGUCUUGCUCAGGGACACAUCAACAAUCAGUUAGGAGGAGCUGGGGAUUGAACUAGCAACCUCUCGGUUACAAGCAACGAGAUUGCAACGAGUGAAAGGGUGUAGUAAAUAUUUCAGGCAAGUAGUUGGCGGUGUAACCUUUCUACUUAGAUAUGCAAAAAAACGUCCACAAGCCUGUUUUAAACGGCUUUCUACCCCAACGUACCGUCAUGGUUUGCUAUAAGCUACGUUUUCGCCCCACGGCUGCGUUUUAAAAAAGCUUAACUCUGGAAGACUGAUUUCAGGCAUAAAAACCCUCUUAUGUCAGGGGGUUUUUGGAUGCAAGGCAAACCCGCAGCAUAACUUCUUUGUUUUUAAAAACCUCUGGCGUCGUAUGGAUGGGCCUUAAAACAAAUCUAACAUGACAAAUACAAAUCACAGGAUUGGACGUGAAUCAAGGGAAAUAGAAAUAGCCCAACUCAUAAAUUGAUAAUGGAGUUGUUGGUCUAUUCUAAAAUACUGUACGUUUUGUUGGUUGUUUAAUUUGGAAUCUGUAGUGGGGAAAUAAUGUAGCAUUUGGUUCACAGGACACCUUUUCCAGACAACAAGAGAACCAAUAAUUAUAGAUUCUGGACAAGGUGAAUCCCACCACAUCUGGACCCAGAACGGAAACUAUGGGACACUUUUGUUAGCCAAACCUCAGAAGCUCAACACGUUAUGUAGUCUGAAAUUAAAAUUGUGGGAAAUAAAACUUGUAACAGCAUUUAAGCUACAAAAAGUUUAUAAUAAAUGUUUUUGUACAUUGAUUUUCAGUCUUCUACACAAUUUAGGUUGCGAUUUUGUUUUAAUUUAUUUGUUCUGACUCUUUGAUUAUUCUUGACCUAAACUGACAACUUUGUAUUGAGUAGGAACGCAGUUUCGUUCAAACUAACUAGCAUGUGUUAUAACUACCAGGAAGGUCUGUGAUAAGAGUUUUAAACAUUUGUAAAAAACGUUGUUUGAUUUGAAAGGGAUUUUCUUUUCCCGUGUCAGUAGUUGGAAUGAAAGAACACAAUAUUUAAUGUCUGCUUUGUACAUUUUUCAGCAAACCAUUCUCUGUAAUAAAAAAAGUACAUCGUGGAA
This is a messenger RNA of Gadus morhua (Atlantic cod), 7174 nucleotides long. It is a transcript of the gene keap1b, whose product is annotated as kelch-like ECH-associated protein 1b. The coding region runs from base 3599 to 5197 and encodes 532 amino acids. The record is from RefSeq and is a predicted model, not a curated record. Gene Ontology annotation, molecular function: protein binding. The transcript has 6 exons. NCBI's taxonomy places the organism in Eukaryota, Metazoa, Chordata, Actinopteri, Gadiformes, Gadidae.